UUCUCAUUUCUUAGUUGUACUCUAAAAUAGAUAGCUAGACGGACUCUCCGAGCUCACAAAUCAUACAGACUUUUCGUGAAAUACCAGCAAUAGUUGAACAGUGAAUCUGAAAAUGAACAUGGAGUCCCCACCAGAUCCAGCAAGCGAGCCGGGCAACAGCGCCUCUGAGCCAGCUACCCCGGCUAGGGAAACCUCGAUAAACCUGGAGGCGCUCCGAAAACCGGACCAUCCAGCCCCUGUUCGAAGGCAGACCUGUUCAAGCACCAACAGAGGUAUUUCAGUAACAAAGAAGACACAUACUUCUCAAAUCGAAAUAAUUCCCUGCAAGAUCUGUGGAGACAAAUCAUCAGGCAUCCAUUAUGGUGUGAUCACAUGUGAAGGCUGUAAGGGCUUCUUCAGGAGGAGUCAGCAGAGCAAUGCAGCCUACUCAUGCCCCCGUCAGAAGAACUGCCUGAUUGACCGCACCAGCCGCAACCGAUGUCAGCACUGCCGGUUGCAAAAGUGUCUGGCAGUGGGCAUGUCACGGGACGCUGUAAAGUUUGGGCGAAUGUCAAAGAAGCAGCGGGACAGCCUGUAUGCAGAGGUGCAGAAACAUCGUCUGCAGCAGGCGCAGCGCGACCACCAACAGCAGCCAGGCGAGGCAGAGCCACUCACACCCACAUACAGCCUAUCAGCCAAUGGCCUCACAGAACUUCACGACGACCUAAGUGGCUACAUAGAUAGCCACACCCCUGACAGCAGCAAGCCCGACACAGCAGUCAGCAGUUUCUACCUGGACAUCCAGCCAUCCCCUGACCAGUCAGGCCUGGACAUCAACGGCAUCAAGCCCGAGCCAAUCUGCGACUUCGCCCCUGGCUCAGGCUUUUUCCCUUACUGCUCCUUUACCAAUGGAGAAAGCUCCCCCACCGUGUCCAUGGCUGAGCUAGAGCACCUGGCUCAGAACAUCUCCAAAUCCCACAUGGAGACAUGCCAGUAUCUGAGAGAGGAGCUACAGCAGAUGACCUGGCAGGCCUUCCUGCAGGAGGAGAUGGAGAGCUACCAGAACAAGCCCCGGGAAGUCAUGUGGCAGCUGUGUGCCAUCAAAAUCACAGAGGCUAUCCAGUACGUGGUGGAGUUUGCUAAGCGCAUCGAUGGAUUCAUGGAGCUGUGUCAGAAUGAUCAGAUUGUGCUGCUGAAAGCAGGCUCUUUGGAGGUUGUGUUUGUCAGAAUGUGCCGUGCCUUUGACUCCCAAAACAACACAGUCUAUUUUGAUGGAAAGUAUGCUGGACCUGAUGUAUUUAAGUCAUUAGGCUGUGACGACUUGAUCAGCUCUGUCUUCGAGUUUGGGAAGAACUUGUGUUCUAUGCACCUGUCUGAGGAUGAGAUCGCCCUGUUCUCUGCGUUUGUGUUGAUGUCUGCAGAUCGGUCCUGGCUUCAGGAGAAAGUGAAGGUGGAGAAACUCCAGCAAAAGAUACAACUGGCACUGCAGCAUGUGCUGCAGAAAAACCACAGAGAGGAUGGCAUACUUACCAAGUUGAUAUGCAAAGUGUCAACACUGCGAGCACUGUGCAGCAGACAUACAGAAAAGCUGACAGCUUUCAAAGCAAUAUACCCAGACAUUGUGCGUGCUCACUUCCCCCCCUUAUACAAGGAGCUUUUUGGAUCGGACUUUGAGCAGUCCAUGGCCGUUGACGGGUAACCAGCAGCCCUUCCAGGUCCCAGUGUGGGCAUUGUGGGUAAUAUCAUGAGGAGCAUGAAUCUGACACUUUAAUGGUGCCCUGCGCAAACCAGAACGAUUGGCACGCUGCACAUUCUUCUUUACUUUCCUUUGAGGGGAGGGUAGGGGAUAUUUGAAUCUGUCCAUUUAUUUCAUUGGGUUUGGCUGUCUUCAUUUAGAGCCCAGGGGACGUAAAGAGAACUUGACCUUCUCAUGCACAUCAUUCCAGCAUGGUCCCAUGAUGUCUCACAUUGAUUAGCCCUGAUUGUUUUUCCACAAAAGAGAAUGUCGUCGUAUUGAAUUUGGCUUUGCUCAUGCCUAAUCAUUGUACUAACAUUGGAAAACAGAUCCAUAUCGAUGUGUCAUUACACCCCAAUGAUGAUAUCUGUGUGGGCAUGUGUAUCCUUUAUUAAUCCUUAGCAACGCUUCUAUUUAAAUUUAUACAUGGACAUUAAUUUGCUGCUAAUGUGCAUGACCUGGUCAAGUUCAACCACUUUUCUUCUGUGUUUAGCUGUAUGUUUGAAAUGCAUUGCUUAGUAUGACAACUUGCAGCGACUUUGAGAGAGACUCCAGUGGUAGGGAUGUAAAUGAAACAUAUCCAUGGACAUUUGUCUAAAAAGAAAAGUAGGAUUCUGGUAAUUCUAGUCAAAACGCAAUUAAUUUAGCUGUCAAAGACUCCAUCCAUUAUGGUUGCUUAGUUAAAUCAUGUAACACCAUCUGCUAUUAAACCUGGUGUGGACAGGUUCCCUGAAAAAAAACACAGGGAACCACCACAAUAAUAACAGUCCAUUCCACUGGUUUUAUAAUGUUCUACAGGGUAUACGGUCAUAUGUACUUACGAUACAGAAACGUUAUGUUCAUAGAUUCUAUUUUAAAUAACCUGUAUGAUAGUUAGACUCUUCUUAAUUGUUAAAUUGAUAAGGCACUUUUAUUUGCACCUUUCUUUAAUUUAAGACUUGUAUAUUAUCUAGUGAUGUGUUGCAUGUGCACAAUAAAUACAAGUUCAACCAUAGUCACAGAGGCUAGUCCAGAGAGCUACAGACUCUACUGGUCUGAUUGGGGUGUUAUUUGACUAGAUAAGGUUUGGCAGUAAAAUGGCUAAUAUGGUCUUGAGAGGCAGGCAGAUCACAUUCACUGUACCUAUUAGAGUGUAGCUUAACGCCUCUGAUAUACAUUUUAACUAUACAAUCUCACAAAAGCACAAAUGCACAAUAAACCUGGUCUAAAAUGUUUAUAAUCAAUAUGGUGGUGCUUAAUCCAAUGUUUCCAUCUAGUGGACAGUAGAGACACAGCAUGCCAGGUGAUAGAGGACAUUAAAUAGUAUGCCUCUUAAAGAGUGGUCCACCCACAGCCCUCUCAGACAAUCUGUUGAUCAAUCUUGUUGCUCUCACCUAUUAGCAUGUUUGUUAUCAGGCUGGAGAAGUGAUUGUGACUGCCUCCUCACAGAGGACUGUGCCCAGCUAUGCCAUUUGUUAUGGGAAGGAAACAGGGGAAAGGUGUUAUAACAUUCAAAGCCUUGUCUGGUAGUAAAGCUUCUAUUUUUGUAAAAUGUAUAGUGAAUUAAACUCAUUAAAGAGAGAGGAGAGAAAGAGAAAUCAGGUAGCACUUAUUAUAUUCCCGCAAUAAUUAGAUAUUGUUUGUAUGACUAGGAGAGAAAUAUGGCAAUGGUAGAGCAAGUGUUAAUUUCAAAAUGCAUUGUUGUUGCAAUUCUGUUUUGUUGAGUGUUUGUGUACCUUGUCAGUGUGGUAGAGAAGAGGUAGAAAAACCCUUGAUGUGCCAUACAAUUGUUGCUCCUGUGUUGCAGUCUAGUUGUCCAUUAUAUAAAAUUUAUUGUUGUGAAA
Esox lucius (northern pike) is the source of this 3537-nucleotide messenger RNA. It is a transcript of the gene roraa, whose product is annotated as RAR-related orphan receptor A, paralog a. Lineage: Eukaryota; Metazoa; Chordata; Actinopteri; Esociformes; Esocidae. The coding region runs from base 113 to 1678 and encodes 521 amino acids. Gene Ontology annotation, biological process: regulation of transcription by RNA polymerase II. The record is from RefSeq and is a predicted model, not a curated record. Gene Ontology annotation, cellular component: nucleus. Gene Ontology annotation, molecular function: zinc ion binding; RNA polymerase II cis-regulatory region sequence-specific DNA binding; nuclear receptor activity. The transcript has 11 exons.